Messenger RNA from Aspergillus fischeri NRRL 181, 972 nucleotides. RefSeq lists its product as uncharacterized. The coding region runs from base 1 to 972 and encodes 323 amino acids. NCBI's taxonomy places the organism in Eukaryota, Fungi, Ascomycota, Eurotiomycetes, Eurotiales, Aspergillaceae. The record is from RefSeq and is a predicted model, not a curated record. The transcript is spliced from 3 exons.
AUGGAAACAUCAAAUUAUUCAAAUCCAGAGUCCCUUGCUGUGUUAACAGCUAUGGUCAAUCAGACGCUCGUUGAAAUGGGUCGAUUUUUUCGAGCUGGUGGCUCAACACAGGCCAGGGCUCGUUUCAAAAAGACGAUCCCGGCGGCUCACGAACGUUUCCAGGCUGCACUCGACGAUCUAUCUGAGCAAAUAUUUAUCGCAAAAGCGUUUCUCGAAAGAGACUAUGAGGAAAUCAGAGCAGAGAAGGCAGCUCUACAGCCUGCUCAAGAUGUUGCUAUGGAUGAGCCAAGCAACAGGUCGGAAAAUGAAGGCGCACAAGAGCCGCCCCAAAAGAUAGAGGAAGUGACAGAGACGAAACCGCUCGAAUCCCAAUUGGACGAAGAGCUUACUACCGCGCAAGAGCCUCUCACCGGCGAUAAGCCGUCGCAGGAGACUGAAGGGAAAAAUGUCAAGGUGGAAAAGCAAGAAGGACAGUCCUCGGCGCCAGAUCAAUCAGUCCCUGGAACUACAGAAAUCAACUUCGACUCCAUGCUCAAUGACAGUGGGGUUGGGCCCAAUGAGUUCGAUCUUCAUCUCGAUUUUGGAGAUGAUGAUAUUGGGAAUCAGAAUUUCCUGUCUGGCUCGAGCCUUGGAAAUACAGGUAUCGGCGGCGAUAUCGGCCAGGAGACUGAUCAGUCGGGCGCUAUGGCGUCAAUGUUCUCUAAAGAGGGGGAUAACCUUGGCAGUGGUCCUACGGGAGGCGAUGCAUUCGAUUUAGAGUUCCAGAAAACUGAUGGAUUUCCAGGUCAGGACCAGCAAGCGGGAGGACAGAUGAGCAAUAAUGCGGACGAUGUUAUGGCGCCAGGGGAAUCAAGCUUCGAUGAUUUAUUCAUGGAAAACGAGAACUUCGAUGGAGAAGGGCUUGGAGACCAGAAUCUGCUCGGGGACGGCCUGAUGAAUAUCAACGAGCUUGAUGAUAACUGGUUCACUUAA